UCUCCAACUGCCCUCACUGCUAUCGCGCACGGUCUUCAACCAGCUUCGUUCUACCUCUGCCUCAGUUCCAUCCCCGCAAUCAACUUCAUCACUCCAUCCGGGAAGGAACGAUGCAUGGUCACAGACAUAGAAAAACAGAAUGCAAACGAUGAAUGCGAAAGGGUUACAGAAAGCUAUGAGAUAAAAGAGAGAGAAACGUCCAAUUCGAAGUCGAUGGUCUUUCCAAAUCUUUCUCCUCCGUAUCUGAAACACAAGGACAAAGUGAUGCCCCUGACCACUUUCGCGGCUGUUCAA
Opisthorchis viverrini is the source of this 294-nucleotide messenger RNA. RefSeq lists its product as hypothetical. The annotation marks the transcript as partial. The record is from RefSeq and is a predicted model, not a curated record. NCBI's taxonomy places the organism in Eukaryota, Metazoa, Platyhelminthes, Trematoda, Opisthorchiida, Opisthorchiidae. The transcript has 2 exons.